Molecule: messenger RNA, 2034 nt
Organism: Humulus lupulus (European hop)
Lineage: Eukaryota; Viridiplantae; Streptophyta; Magnoliopsida; Rosales; Cannabaceae
Product: ethylene-responsive transcription factor RAP2-4-like
Exons: 1
Coding region: 589-1683 (364 amino acids)
Biological process (GO): regulation of DNA-templated transcription
Molecular function (GO): DNA-binding transcription factor activity; DNA binding
Source: RefSeq, a predicted model, not a curated record
GGAGACCACAUAUACAGCAAGAGAGAUUGAAAACGAAGAUCAAAAUUCAAAGUGAGAGAUCACAUAAAAUUGAGUGUUGAAGAGAAAAGCUCUCCAAUUUCAUUUAAGAAAUUGCACCUGUAAACUAUUUUUCCUUUCAAUUUCCCCCCUUUUCCCUUUACUUCCCGCUUCUCUGUAUCCCUUUCUGUCAUCGUCUUGUCUUUCGAAGUUGUGAUUUUGUGGUUUUUUUUUUUUGGUUCAAACUUGUUUUCAAACUAAAGAAAAUCAAACCCAGAAAGGUGGUUUUGGAAGCCAGGUGAUUCAGAAUAGAGAUCCAGUUUUUUUUUUUUUGGAUCAAUCAAAAGGUUAAUUUUUAUACCUGUGGUUGGUCUAAGCUUAGGAGAACACUUUGUAGAUCUUGAUUGUGCAAAAACCACUUUCUUUUUUCUUCUGGAUUUUUCUUGUUUUUCUGUACAAAAAAAAAAUUAAAAGAAAAAAGAAACUUCCUGUUCUUUAAUUUUGGUAAGAAACAGGCUGGUUUUAGGGGAAAAAAAGUAUCUUGUUAGAAUUUGUUGUGUGAUUUAUAUUUACCUUUUUAUCAUUGGAGCCAUGACAGCAGCUAUAGAUUUUUACAGCAGCAGCAGCAGCAGCCAAGCACCGGUUUUCUCAGAUCCUUUUAGAGAAGAGCUCAUGAAAGCACUUGAACCUUUUAUGAAAAGUGCUUCACCAGCUUCUCCCUCUACCUCUUAUAUUACUUCUUUCUCUUCUCCUCCUUCAUCUUCUUUUUCUUCUUACCCUUCUUGCUCUUCUUCUCCAGUCUCUUCAACUCAGUCAAACUUUUACCCUGAAACCCAAGACUUCUCCAGCAGGCAUAUUAACCAGAUGGGCUUUCAGCCACAGACUGGAUCAUUAGGCCUUAACCAGCUCACCCAAUCUCAGAUUGUCCAAAUCCAAGCCCAAAUUUUCUUCCAACAACAACAAAAACAACAAAUGACAACCAUGGCUAAAGCCUCAACCCAUAACCAAUGGCAGAGCCUAAACCCUCAAACCCUUAACUACCUCAGCCCAAAAGCCAUCCCCAUGAAACACGUCGGUACUCCUUUAAAACCAAACAAGCUCUACAGGGGAGUUAGACAGCGGCAUUGGGGCAAAUGGGUUGCCGAGAUUAGACUCCCUAAGAACCGAACUCGCCUCUGGCUUGGUACCUUUGACACAGCUGAGGAAGCUGCUUUGGCUUAUGAUAAAGCAGCUUAUAAGCUCAGGGGAGAGUUUGCUCGUCUCAAUUUCCCUCAUCUCCGCCACGAAGGAGCCCAUGUCACAGGCGAGUUCGGCGAGUACAAGCCUCUUCAUUCCUCCGUUGAUGCGAAGCUUCAAGCCAUUUGCCAAAGCUUGGCUAAUAAUAAUUCGCAGAAACAAGGCAGUUCUGGCGAUUCUUGUUCCGAGGCAGAGGAGAAACCAACAAUAGUAUCAGUUCCAAUGGAGUCCAAGAUGGUCUCUGAUAAUUCAUCGAUCGGUGAACCGAAAGCCGAGUUAGAAGGCUCUUCGUCGUCUUCGCCUUUGUCCGAUGAGUCGUCAGCAGGGUCAUCUUCACCGGAGUCUGAUAUUACAUUCUUGGAUUUCUCCUCCGAUUCUCAUUGGGAUGACACACAGAAUUUUGAUCUGGGGAAGUACCCUUCAGUGGAGAUCGAUUGGGAUUCUCUUUAAUCAAGUAUUAAUGUUUCCAAGUUUAUAUAGUAUCUACUUUUGUAUUUGCAAGUUAAUUAGGCUCAGUUUGAUGUAAGUACUAGUAGUAGCAGCUUCUGCCAUGGAAUUUUUGACAUUGCAGAGGUGUAUAGCUCAGUCUGUUUAGUUUUAUAUGUAUGUUGUAAUAUGUGUAGAGAUGAUUUCUCCAUCUUGGUUACCUGGUCAUUUUUUUUCCUUGCCGAGCCAUGGAGAUGGAGUUUAUCUCUGGUUGUGAGAGUCUACUACUACUUCUGUAUCUUUGUUUACUUAACCUGGAUGUAAUUAAGCAAUAUUUCACUCUUUUAUCUUAUAAAUAUUUUACUUCUUUGUGUA